Molecule: messenger RNA, 993 nt
Organism: Fusarium oxysporum Fo47
Lineage: Eukaryota; Fungi; Ascomycota; Sordariomycetes; Hypocreales; Nectriaceae
Product: glutathione S-transferase
Exons: 3
Coding region: 1-993 (330 amino acids)
Cellular component (GO): cytoplasm
Molecular function (GO): glutathione transferase activity
Source: RefSeq, a predicted model, not a curated record
AUGGCCGCCCCAGUCGUUACCGUCUCCGCAUCCGGCGAGUUCCAGCGACCGGACUCAGCCUUUCGCAACUUUGUUAGUCGAGAGCCCGGCGCUCAGUUCCCGUCCGAGGCAGGCCGGUAUCACUUGUACAUCAGCCAUGCGUGCCCAUGGGCUCACAGGGCCAUGGUCGUCCGCCAGCUCAAAGGCCUCCAGGAGAUCAUCUCCGUCACGAGUGUGCACAACCACGGGGGAGCACCAGGCUGGAAGUUUGCUGUCGCUGGCCAAGAAAGGCCUGAGAUUAACAUAGUCCGCGACCCUCUGCAUUCGGGCACCAAGUAUCUUGGGGACAUCUACCGCGCCGAGAACCCGCAGUACGAGGGUCGCUUCACGGUGCCGUUGCUCUACGACAAAAUUGCCAAGAAGAUUGUCAACAACGAGAGUCAAGACAUCAUUAGAAUGAUGAACCGCGAGUUCGAUCAUCUCCUCAAAGAUGCGCAGAAGGAAGUAAACCUGUACCCGGAUGACCUAGCCCCCGUCAUCGAUGAAGCGAAUGAGUGGAUCUAUAACGGUAUCAAUAAUGGCGUCUACAAGGCCGGGUUCGCCCAGUCCCAAAAGGCGUACGAAGAUGCCGUUACGAAUGUCUUCAUUGCUCUCGAUCGUGUAGAAGCGAAGCUCUGUGAGGGGCCCUUCUUCUUCGGCCAUCGCAUGACGGAGACGGACGUCCGGCUCUAUACGACGUUGGUGAGAUUCGACCCCGUGUACAACUACCACUUCAAGUGCAAUAUCAGGGACAUCCGGUCCGGUUACCCAGCUAUCCACGAUUGGUUGCGCCGCAUGUACUGGGACGUCGCGGCGUGUAGAGAUACAACGCACUUUCAGAUCAUCAAGGAUAACUACACCAAGGACCAGACCAACAUCAAUCCCUUCGCCAUCACCGCCAUGGGACCGGUGCCGCACAUUCUGCCCAAGGACGAGGAGGUCGCAAGUGCAAAGCGAACAAGUCAGCGGGACUGA